Hemibagrus wyckioides is the source of this 6722-nucleotide messenger RNA. RefSeq names its product lysine (K)-specific demethylase 7Ab (gene kdm7ab). Bases 1566 to 4130 code for a protein of 854 amino acids. Gene Ontology annotation, molecular function: transcription coregulator activity; histone demethylase activity. Lineage: Eukaryota; Metazoa; Chordata; Actinopteri; Siluriformes; Bagridae. The record is from RefSeq and is a predicted model, not a curated record. Gene Ontology annotation, biological process: protein demethylation; regulation of transcription by RNA polymerase II. The transcript is spliced from 20 exons.
CUGCUGUUUUUUUUUUGUUUGUUUGUUUUGUUUGUUUUUUCUUUCACAUCGAAUGCAUCCAAUUAACCACCGAAGGAGCGUGUCCUAUAAAAUUGUAUGAAAGCUGAUAGGAUCGAAGCCAAUAAAACAUCAAUCUUUCAUCCAUUCUGCGUCAUGACAACCAGCAUGCAAUCCCGCUGCAAUAACAGCCUCAUGCAAUCACCAGGCAAGAUUUAACCCUACACGCUGCAGGCGAGAACAGGAUUAUGGGAAGGAAUGUUUUUAUCAGGAAUGUUCGGUAAACAUUUUCCAUCCAGACGACAGCGUGGCUUUCCCGGAGCCGAAGCAAACGCCCCAGCGUGGCUCUCGUCUUCACGGGUGUCAGUCUGCGUCAGGGCUGAGGUGCAGAAUCCAGUAACCAGCUUCAGGGGCAGCUUUUGUCUUCCUGUCAUACUGUUUCUGCCAUCCGUCUCCUGCAGAGGCAGCGCCGGGUCUUUGUGCUCAGACGACACACUUUCACAGCCUGUUGCAUCACCCUGCCUCUCUGCCAGAGCUUAUAGAUGCAACAACACGAUGAUGAUGCAAGCAGACCUUCAGCAUCUCCCCCUGAGAGGGAGGGAGAGAGAGAAGAAAGAAGGAGAGAGAAAAGAGAGAAAUAGUGUGUGAAAGAAAGAACCAAUGAAAGAGAAAAUGAGAGAAAGAAAGAAAGAAAGAGAAUUAGUGUGAGAGAAUGUGGGAGAGACAGAGAGAAAGAGUGUGAGAGAGAAAGAGAGAAAGGAAGGAAGAGAAUGAGAGGGAAAGAAAGUGUGAGAGCGAGGAAGAAAAUGAGAGAGAGUGAAGGUGUGUGAGAGAAAGAGAGGGAAAAGAAACAAUGUGAGAAAGAAAGAGAAACAGAGAAAGAAAGAAAAAAAGAUUGAGGGGGAAAGAAAUAGUAAGAAAGAAAGAAAUAGUGUGAGAGCAAGUAAGAAAAUGAGAGAGUGAAAGUGUGUGUGUGAGAAAGAAAGAAUGAAAAGAAUGAGAGGAAAAGAAACAAUGUAAGAAAGAAAGACAGAAAUGUGUCUUUGAGAGAGAGAGAGAAAGGGAUAUUGUGUUCUUGUGUUAUAUUUCCACCCUCCGUUGUCUUCGUCCUUCGUCCCAGUUGUAUUGUUGAUGAGGGAAAGUUUCCUGUCUUGGUCUCCGCGUGUCCCUCGGCCUGUUUUUAGCAGCACUUUCCUCACAGCCGUCUCCUUUAUUAUUAUUUUUUUCCUUCUUUCCCUCAGCAUGAAACUGCGCAGUAGGUCAUCGUGACAUAACCGCCGCUCUGACUCACAUCCUGAGCGCUCGCCUCGUUACGUCAUAACGGCCGGAGCAGCGCUGCUUUGUUAGCGCAGGACGCCCGGGCAGCCUGAGGGAUUUGGCUGGAAGUCAGGAUCCAUGGCGCGGGCUGACGGAGGAAGUCGACCGAAAGGGAAUGCGGAUGUGGGAGCAUUGCAGUCACUUCCGAUCUCUCUGCCAGAGCCAGCUGUGUUCAAGUCGAAGAACAUCAUGCAGUGGACAUCGACGUUUAUCACUGCCCCAACUGUGAAGUUCCACAUGGACCCUCCCUGAUGAAGAAGCGAAAAAACUGGCACAGGCACGACUACACGGAGCCGGACGAUGGCAGCAAGCCCGUGCAGGCCGGGACCCUGGUGUUCGUGCGCCAGCUGCAGGACAGGACCUUCGCCAGCGCUGAAGAGGUUUUGAUGAAGAUGCAUGGGAGCCAGGUGACGCAGCGCUACCUGGAGAGACGCGGCUUCCGUUACCCCAUCGCCGUGUCUCAGAAAGACGGGCUUGGGCUCCAGCUUCCCUCUUCAGACUUCUCUGUCAGAGAUGUGGAACGAUAUGUUGGUGGCGAUAAAGUGAUCGAUGUGAUCGACGUCGCAAGGCAAGCCGACAGCAAGAUGAAACUCAAAGAGUUUGUCAAGUAUUACUACAGUCGCCAACGACCGAAGGUGCUCAACGUCAUCAGCCUGGAGUUUUCUGACACCAAGAUGUCCGAGCUAGUGGUCGUCCCUGACAUUGCACAGAAGAUGUCCUGGGUGGAGAACUACUGGCCUGAUGACUCCUACUUCCCCAAACCCUUCGUACAGAAGUAUUGCCUGAUGGGAGUGAAGGGCAGCUACACCGACUUCCACAUAGACUUCGGCGGCACGUCCGUGUGGUACCACGUGCUCUGGGGGGAGAAGGUGUUUUACUUGAUCAAGCCGACCCCAAACAACCUCGCGCUGUAUGAGGAGUGGAGCUCGUCGCCCAAUCAGAGCGAGAUGUUCUUCGGUGAGAAAGUGGACAAGUGCUACAAGUGCAUCGUCCGGCCGGGAACCACGCUGUUCAUCCCUACAGGAUGGAUCCAUGCAGUUCUGACCUCGGAGGAUUGCAUGGCAUUUGGAGGAAACUUUCUCCAUAACCUUAAUAUCAGCAUGCAGCUCAGGUGUUAUGAGAUGGAGCGACGGCUGAAGACUCCCGACCUCUUUAAGUUUCCUUAUUUUGAAGCGAUAUGCUGGUAUGUGGCCAAGAACCUGCUGGAGACCCUGAAAGAGCUGCGAGAAGAUAACUGUCUGCCUCCUGAUUACCUGACUAAAGGAGUGAAAGCUUUAAUUAUUGCACUGAAGAACUGGCUAAGGAGAGAGGUCACUGAGCCGGCCAGCGAAGUUCCCGAUCAUAUCAGACCCAACCAUCUCAUUAAGGAGCUCACCAAGGAAAUCCGUCACUUAGAGGAGGAUCAGAGCGGAACCGGUGGCAGCAAGCCUAUGAAAUCUCAGGGAAGCGUGGCGUGUCCUACCACCAGGUCGUCUCACGAGAGAAGCUCCCAGAAGCGCAAGAACGGCAGACGGCUCCGGCACCACCACCACCACCAGGACCACCACCACCACCACCAUCACUCUCACGCCCCCAAAGCUCCAUCUAACCUGGACAUCUUUGAGCAGCACACUCAGGAGGUCCUGAAGAGGCUGGAGAUGAGCCCCUUCGAGGAUGAUUCCUCCUUCAGUCUGAAGGUCAAGUUCAACAAGGUCUCCACGGCAUCUGCCGAAGCUGCCAAGAGCAAGUGGGACAACCAAGUGCGUCUGGUGAUGUGCAAUGGACGAAUUAUCAGAGACGACAGGUGGCACGUCCGGAAAAAGAACCUGGCUGCCAAAGAGGAACCGUGUGAUCAGAAGAGGUACAUGGUAAAGGUGAAGACUGUGGUGAAAGAGGAGGAAGAGGAGAUGGUGGAGGAGGAAGAGGUGUCGAUGGAGGAGAAGCAGAGCUGUAUAGCAGGUCACAGGAAGUCCAGUCCUCUUAGAGAUCCGUGUCAGAGGGAGAGCUCGAAUCUCAGGAACGGUGACUCGGGAUGCGUAGAGGCUUCGUCAGACUCCGAGUCAGAGCGACACUACACUACACAGCUGAAGCAGCAGUCAUCAGGAGAACACUCUGAGAGCUCGUCAAACGAGGAGGAGGAAGAAGAGCAGGAAGAGGAAGUGGAAAGAAAGAAGAGCGUCUCACCCCAGAGCACAACACGCAAGUGCAACACCAGCAGCACAGCAGAUCUCACCCACCCACGCCAGCUGCUCGGACACCACAACAAACCCCGGCAAAGAGACCCUUCUACCUCACCAAGCGCAGAGGAGGACGCUAUUCAGGGCAUGCUGUGUAUGGCAGGGCUGCUGUACCCUCACCCGUCAGAGGAGGGCGCCAGCUCACAGGAGUCCUGGUGGUCCUGCACCAGUCAUCCUUCCCCUGAUUACAACGAGAAGGAAGCUGUGUCAGGAGAAGAGAACCCCGAUACAGACAGCAACUCCACAAUCAGCAGUCAGGACGAGCACCACGGCAGGGAGAAUCGGACCGACCGGAACCAGAGGAUGCAGGACAAGCAGCAUUUCAUGGACAGUCAGGGCAGUGGGAACAGCAGCAGCAGCGAGGCCUGGGGCAGCCACACGCACUCACCUCGGGGUGAAGAAAGCCCAGAGUCACGCUAUCAGUACUGCGAGACGCCACUUUCCCCGAUUCUGCACCCAACCAAAAGACCUGCUACAAAUCCUCCACCCAUCAGCAACCAGGCCACCAAAGGAAAACGGCCCAAGAAAGGCAUGGCCACAGCCAAACAAAGACUGGGGAAAAUUCUCAAGCUUAACAGACAUAAACCCUUCUUCGUGUAGCAGAGAGAGAGAGAUGGAGAGAGACGGAGGAUGUUACGUCGCAGACCCGUGUGUUGCGUGUCUGUGAGGGUAAACAGGGUAUUUAAACAGCACAGUUUUUAAACACUGAACGUGUCGAAAGCUGAUGAGGAGGUUGACUUUGUUUCACCUUUAUCUUUUGCAUAAACGUAUCACACAAAGCAUUUCACAUCGCGUUCCAAAGACACGCCGCGUUCCCGGAACCGAAGAUGAGGUCGUGCCGAUGAUAAGAGAGGCUUUCUCUCGACGACUGCGGCGACAUGUGAGCGAUGAACCGAUUUCCUAAAAUGGUGCUUGACUUGCGUCCUACAAGGACGGAGGCUCGUCCCUCAGCUCCCUCUUCCCUUCGUCUCCUCGGCUUCUAAAAUAAAGCAGCUCGAGAUCUUCCCUGCUCAGACCACCCUGACCUCUCCAAGCAGGGACGCUGAGGCAGCUUCAAUCAGCAGAUCAGGUUUCGUUUUGCUUUUUUUUUCUCAAAGAGGAAAAGGUAUUUUUCUGAAGAUUUUUUACACCCACAGACUCAAUAUGUAGUCAGGAAUAAGCUCUCUGGCGCCCCCUCGUGGUGGCUGGAGAUAAAAUCACAGGAAACUGGUUUUGGCGAGGUGACGAUGGGGACAAAGACACAUUUUCCACCUAAUUUAUUACAAUUUGUACAUUGCUUGUGUUUGUUUGGUUUUAUUCCUAUUGUUUGUAUGUUAAAUGGUGUAUUUAUUAUUGCGUGAAUGAUCUUUUUAUUUCAAUGUGAAACGGCGUUGGCUCGGUCUAUUACAGGAGGAGCGACGACACAUGGAGCAGCACAGCUAGCGUCACAUAGACUUCAUCAAAUUUCUUUUCAGAUUGUAAAAAGGAACGUAGCCUAGCGAUGCUUAAUCAAGCCACCAGACCUGGUGUAGGAGAGAACGUUUGCUAGAAAUAAAACAUCUGUAGAUGUGAAAUCCCGGGGAGCGUCGAUCCACUAGGAGCACUCGCUCGGUUCAGGAUGCCGCACAUCAUACGCCAGGGGUGCCAAUACUUAUGGUUCAGCCCUUUAACUUCUGCAGAGAAAGCAGUUUAUCUUUCUUUAUGAUGGUGUUCAAGCAGAGGUCAGUGUUAUGACCCAGAAUUUUCUUAUCAAAGUUACCACGGUGAUUUAGAGGCACUGUUUAAUGAUACGAGUGGAAACAGAGGAAUGACGCAGCGGUUCAUGAAACCAACAAAUGUCACAAUAUUUUAAGAUAAAUAUUUGGAGAAUAAAGGCACAGCCUUGGAGGUGACCACAGCCUGUGGUGUCUCCUUCAGCAACAGGUUCAGUGCUGGAUAAUAAUAAUAAUAAUAAUAAUAAUAAUAAUAAUAAUCUGGUGCUGUUCUUUAUUUAUGAAGCACAUUGCUUUGUUUUUAUUGCAGCAUUCAGGCAUAGUAUUACCACUUUAUUUCUGAAAUGUUGCGACUUUUUAACCUCAAAAUAUCACAACUUUAUUCUUGAAACUUUGCAACUUUAUUCUCAAAAUGUUACAGCUUAAAAUAUUACGAGUUUCGACUUUUAACCUUAAAGUAUUACGAUUUCGUUCUCAAAAUGUUUCUGACUUAUUUUUCGCAAAACGUCACAGCUUCCCUCCUAAAAUAUUACGACCUCGAUCUCAAAAUGGUCCAGGACUUUUCAAUCUCCAACUAUAACAUCUGUCUUCUCAAAACAUUACAGCUUUACUCUGGAAAUAUUACGGCUUCAUUCGCUCUCGUUAUUUUGCGACUGUGCUUAAAAUACUGUGACGACUUUUUUCUUUUUGCAUUGCGGCUUUCUCAAAACCCUAUGAAUUGAGGCUCAAAAUAUUCCAACUGUUGUAUUUUAUUAUUUCAGCAGUGGCUUUAAAACAUGUGGAUGUGGUAGUUUAGUGGUUAAGGUGUUGGACUACUGAUCAGAAGGUUAUGAGUUUGAAUCCCACCUCCACCAGGCUGCCACUGCUGGGCCCCUGAGCAAGGCCCUUAACCAUCAAUUGCUCGGUUGUAUAAAGUGAGAUAAAAUGUAAGUCGAUCUGGAUGAGAAAUGUAAAUCAGCACCAUAAAAAAUUCCUCUUAAUCACGUGGUGCUCUGAACAUGAUUUUACUUGAUGCUCAGAUCAACAAAUAGCUCUAAAUAAGAUGCGCAGUAUGAUGCAGACACGAGUUUGCGUUCAUUUUGUACCGUAAAGUGCGACCUGAAGCUCUGUUAUGUUACUUAUAACAUUUUACAUUUCUGUAAUUAUAGUUUCUCAUCGUUUCAUAAGUUUUGGCACCCCUACGUAUGUUCUGUGUGGUUAGAACGCUUAUCGUGAUUUCGCCCCAGUUAUCAGAUCACCAUACUCCGUCUCUCGGCAUCGCCGCCAAAUUUACAACGCUCCCUGUUUCAUCUCCUUCGCCCACGUCGUUCUCUCUGAGCUUUGCUGCCUCUCGUCCGGCUCGAGUGAACAGAGACGCUGCUGUCUGAACUGGUGCUGAAUAUUAUACAAGAAGACUAGCUUUUGUUUGUUCGGUGUCGUAAUGCAGGGAGGUCAUACAUUUUUGAAGCGUUUGACAUUAAAUUGGAUUUCUCUACUCUUUUUUUUUUUUUUUUUUUUUUUU